AUGAAGUCGACGAGAGGACCUGCAGAGGCGACCAGCAAAAAGCGACUCUUCGUGGAGAGCAUUGUCGACCUCACAAGCCUACCGCCAUCGCUUGUCGAAGGCGUCAUCCGCGACAAGAGCGACGACUUUGAUCUUCUCUCUCCAGCUCAAUACUAUGAAAGCCUAGUUGACUUCACACUCUACGUCCGCGAGCACGACAAUCCGUUUCAGCUUUUCUCGCCUUCGAAACAACUACCGACAGCACCCGUCCUACACGACCUUGGCUGCAUCGUCCUAGAAGCGUCUCGCGGCUCUAAGAGCGGCCUCGCGGCGACACUCUGGUUCGCCGCCGCGAACUGGGGCUUCGCGCCGUCCGCGUGCAGCUUCGCCGCCAUGCUCGCACGCUCCGGCCAGUACGGUAAGGACUCCGUGACCGCUCCCGCCGAGCAGCGCUUCCGCGCACUCGUCCGGGCCGGCGACCCUGUCGCCGCCGCCAUCGAGGGCGAGAUCCUGUACCAACAGGGCAAGUACGCCGAGGCCGAGGCGGCGCUCCUCCGCGUGCAGCGCCGGCAAGCCGCCGGGACCGCCGACCUGGGCAGCUGGGAGCCCAACUUUCGCCUGGCGCUGGGGAGGACGCUGGGGAGGCGCGGCAAGGCGGACCAAGCGGUCGCCAUCCUGCGAGGGUUGUCGGACGAGGGCUACAUCGCGGCCGACGCGGAGCUCGGCAGGCUGCUGCGUGGCGCGGACCCGGACGCGGCGAUGCAGUAUCUCUUCAGGCCGGGCUGCACGGGUGCGCUCAGCUGCUUCGAAGAGAUGGCGGCUAUUGAGCUGGACAAGGCGGCCAAGGCAGAGAAGCCGAGCGACGCCGCUGACCAUCGGCUCUGGGCGGAGGAGCUGACACGUCUUGCAGAUAAGAAUGCGGAAUUCUAG
This is a messenger RNA of Cordyceps fumosorosea ARSEF 2679, 909 nucleotides long. RefSeq lists its product as hypothetical. The transcript has 2 exons. NCBI's taxonomy places the organism in Eukaryota, Fungi, Ascomycota, Sordariomycetes, Hypocreales, Cordycipitaceae. Gene Ontology annotation, molecular function: protein binding. Bases 1 to 909 code for a protein of 302 amino acids. The record is from RefSeq and is a predicted model, not a curated record.